CUCUCUCUCUCUCUCUCUCUCAUCGUCAUGGACAGGCACCGCCAGUCAACAACAACAUGAACAACUACGACAAGCCCAUGCUUGCUCGUCCGUCUUGGACCUGUAAUUUUUUACUCGUCAAUGGCCUGGAACCUGGUGUAAUCAUCCUUUUCCUGUCAUGUUUCCAACACACGGCCCAAAUGCCAUAUAGGUUCAGCCCGAUGUCUCGAGCUUGCCCGCCACCAUCAUAUCAUGCCUUCCUCGUUGUCUUCUCUUUUUUUCUGCCUCGCCUGACCACGACGAAGUCAUUCCUGCUCACUCGCCGCAUUUACUGUCGCAAUAGCAACCAAACAAGACGGAAUUCCAUCCGAGGUUUACUUCGAGGGCGUACGUACCCCCCAACCACAUGAGAGAUUCAAGAUUUCGACCUUCUGUCUCCUACCUGCAACUUGUUUGUUGUUGCCUCUGCCCAGUUCGGAUACGGGGAUCCGUCAGGAGGAGACCCAAAAAUAGUAAGAUUGGGCUGGGGCUGAUCGACUGGGGCUGAGGCGGUGCAUCCACCACGCCUCGCAUCGCUGCAUAGCACAUCUGGCGGUGGACGGGAUGGAUGCACAGUUCAACUCUUCUGGGCGCUAGCACGUCUUCACCACCGCUGACACAAAGGAAUUUGCCCCAAACCAGCGAGCGGCUGCGUACGCCUCGUUCCAAUUCAAAUACCUACCUACCUAGGUACUGCUUGCUGUAUGGAUACUACUCAGCACGCUUGCGGCCAGUUCCGAGCCUCAGCCAUGAUCAGCCCCAGUGGCUACACUACCAGUUUGCACGAGGA
Colletotrichum phormii is the source of this 808-nucleotide messenger RNA. RefSeq lists its product as uncharacterized. Bases 57 to 389 code for a protein of 110 amino acids. The record is from RefSeq and is a predicted model, not a curated record. Lineage: Eukaryota; Fungi; Ascomycota; Sordariomycetes; Glomerellales; Glomerellaceae. The transcript has a single exon.